Molecule: messenger RNA, 875 nt
Organism: Guyanagaster necrorhizus
Lineage: Eukaryota; Fungi; Basidiomycota; Agaricomycetes; Agaricales; Physalacriaceae
Exons: 5
Coding region: 239-793 (184 amino acids)
Source: RefSeq, a predicted model, not a curated record
CAGUUGUCCGGCAAGUUCCGAUCACGUAAUCUUUCUGGAAGUGAACCACCAUCUAGUACUUACCUCCGCCAUACGCGGCUUCUGUCUGGCCCGCCUGCUUUUUUGAGCCCUCCUUUUCAAUUUUGAGGAAUAUUUUUCUCUGCUACCAAGUGUCAUCGAUUCAUCUGGGAAAGGCUACUGUAUACGUCUACUCUUGCACUAAGCGCCAAUUCUGCCUGCUGACUAAGCACCCCCUACCAUGAGUUCUUCCGAAUCGUCCAAGUUUGCAUCAUUUGCGGCAUAUGCACCUCCUCCCGAUGACCCUUCUUAUAUCUCUUCCUCGCGUGCUGCAGCUAGGACAUGGUUUCCAACCGAGACUUCAUACCAGUCGGGAGGAGUACCAUCGUUUAGUACCGUUGCAUCAGGUGGCUUAGGCUCCUCUGAAGGGGUUGAAAACCAGCAGAACCAGUGGGAAACGCGGUACGGGAAUCGUGUUGACGUAUUGGCGGCAUUGGCAUAUCUAUUUGGACCAAUAUCUGCUUUUCUUCUUCUGAUUGUGGAGACACAUAAUGACUUUGUCCGGUUUCAUGCCUACCAGUCAGCUCUGUUGACUACGCCACUGAUUGUUCUCCGAAUACUGAUGUCUUUGUUGCAAUUUCCGCAAUGGACACGAACUCUUAUAACCCUGGUAAUCGUAGGAGCGCAGUUGUACAUGGCUUUCCGGGCGUUCCGUGACGCUUCGCGCAAUAGUUUGGUUAGGUACCAUCUACCUACCAUCGGUCAAAUUGCAGAAGAUUGGUUAGCAGAGGAAUAGCCGCUUCAGCCUUCACACUUGACGGUCAUAAUUUUUAUAUGUAUUUCUUUACCUAUGGAUAGAAUACUGUAUCGCAUAAGUG